AUGGGCCCCUUGUCCCUUCGGAAACGUGUGAGACCUCACACUGGAGAGAAACCUUAUGAAUGUAGUGACUGUGGAAAAAUCUUCAUUUUUCGCUCUUCCCUUAAGAAACAUGUGAGAUCACACACUGGAGAGAAACCUUACAAGUGUAAUCAUUGCGGAAAAUUCUUCAGCCAGAGCUCUCAUCUUAAUGUGCACAGAAGAACACACACUGGAGAGAAGCCCUAUGACUGUAAGGAGUGUGGCAAGGCUUUCACCGUGCCCUCAUCCCUUCAAAAACACAUGAGAACCCACACUGGAGAGAAGCCCUAUGAAUGCAGUGACUGUGGGAAAGCCUUUAUUGAUCAGUCAUCCCUUAAGAAACAUCGACGCUCUCACACUGGAGAGAAGCCGUAUGAGUGUAACCAGUGUGGAAAAUCCUUCAGCACAGGCUCUUACCUCAUUGUGCACAAGAGGACGCACACUGGAGAGAAAACCUAUGAAUGUAAAGACUGUGGGAAGGCCUUUAGGAAUUCCUCUUGCCUGCGGGUCCAUGUGAGGACUCACACAGGGGAAAAACCCUAUAAAUGUGUCCAUUGUGAAAAAGCAUUCAGCACCAGCACUAACCUUAUAAUGCACAAGCGAAUACAUACAGGGCACAGCAUUAUGAACGAAACAGCUACAAGCUAG
Molecule: messenger RNA, 666 nt
Organism: Pteronotus mesoamericanus
Lineage: Eukaryota; Metazoa; Chordata; Mammalia; Chiroptera; Mormoopidae
Product: zinc finger protein 177-like
Exons: 1
Coding region: 1-666 (221 amino acids)
Source: RefSeq, a predicted model, not a curated record